This is a messenger RNA of Sphaeramia orbicularis (orbiculate cardinalfish), 5250 nucleotides long. Its product is annotated as NACHT, LRR and PYD domains-containing protein 12-like. The record is from RefSeq and is a predicted model, not a curated record. The transcript is spliced from 8 exons. Gene Ontology annotation, molecular function: protein binding. The annotation marks the transcript as partial. NCBI's taxonomy places the organism in Eukaryota, Metazoa, Chordata, Actinopteri, Kurtiformes, Apogonidae.
AAGGCAGUUUACCAUUAGUAUCUCUAUAAAACACACACUUGUCAAAACAAAACAAAACCCCUUAGGGCGUCUCCUUCAUUACAUUUUAUAGUCUUUAGUGACUGUUGGAGACUCCCAUUUCCUUGUGACCUCAUUAAUACAAGACUCACAAUUGGUUAAUAAUAACACAUGGGCAAAGCAUAUCCGUUAUACGUCAUUUGUUCAGCAUUAUUUCUAAGAAAAGCUUAUAACAAAAGUUCAUCUAAGUUCAGCGUGUGUUGUGUACACCUGUCAAUCAACCUUGGUUAGGCAUCUAAGCCCAAAAACUUAUAAAAUAACCAUCUUUCUACAUAGUCUAACUGCAAAGCGAUCUAAGUCUCAACACCUGCACUGUUAGGCUAGCAUGUCUUGACCACAAAAAUCGCCUAGUUUGUAUUCAGUUUUUUCCGCUCUACGCUCUCUUUACCACAACUACUUUCUAAAGAUGUAAAAAUAGAUCUUUUAGGUAGAAUCUGACCUCUGCUCUGAGUUCAUCACAUGCAGGUGUUAGUUCAAUCAAAACCACACACACACACACACACACACGAAUCAAACCUGACUGUUCAGUACCUCUUAAAAUAAAAAUACAAGAUAUAGUUGGAAGAUAUAACUCAAAAUAUAACUUAAGACUUGCAAAAUUAAAGACUCUUCAAGCAAAACAACUUUGUAAUGUAAAGAUUAAGCAGACAACUAAUGAUGUUACUUUUUCUCUCCUCCAUUUUGGUUCAUGAUGCGUGAUGUAUGAUAUUCACCUGACAUUGUAAAAUUUAGUCACAUUCAACUACCAUUUAAAACGAUCCGUUAAACAACAGGGCUUUUUAUGUUGAGGCUUGCUGGUGUUAUAUCCUCAUCUCUGCAUUGCAGGUUGAAUCGUAGGUGGUUUUCCUGGCAGACUCACGCUUUUUCCAACUUUUCCAGUUGGCGGAGAGCCUUGACACCGUUGUGUCCAAAACUUUCCUGGAUAAGGCUAAUGACGUUCAUUUUGUCUACUGUUUAUGUAAUUAUACUUCUCUUUUUUCUUUUGUUCAGACAAGGUAUAGUUUUUUAGAUGUUACCUGCUUGACAGUUUCGACUGUGACUCCAGUCUUCCUCAGAAGCGUCAUCCGACAUGCUGCUGAUGUGUCAUUUAUCAGCUGGUCUGUUCGAUGGACCAAUCAGAGUCUGUUGAGCUGACCGCGCCUCCUCCACCUUGGGUGGUCUCUGGAGGAGGGAAUCCCAGGUGUGAGAGAGAGUGUACGCCCCCUUGUCCCGGUUGAUUGAAAUUUUUGUAAUGACAACAGACAACGACGACGACGGAUGCCGCAUGAUGACAAUAGCUUACGGCCUGUCGGCCAGUAAGCUAAUAAAAACAGAAAACAUAACCAACCAAAUUAAUGGGAAUUUUACAUAGAGUAGAAAAUAAUUGAUUUGCUUCUUAAUUAUUAGAUCUUAACAAUUGUAACCUUCAAAAAUUGCCCUACCAUUUUUUUAAAAACCAAAAAUUAGCUCCACAUUGGUAAAUCCAUACUGGCCUCAUUCCAUAGUUUAACUCCAAAUACAGAUAUACAUCUUCUUUUAGUCUCUUUUCAAGCUUUUUCUUCAACACAUUUACAAACAUCUCACAAAUCAUAUUAAGACACGUGUUGGGAAGAACCUUUGUACACACACAAGGAGUCACUUUAAUUUGGCUUUAUAUGUUAUUUACAUUAUUUUAUAGUAAACCAAAUCAUUACAUUUCAUAAUAUGGGAUUUCAUAAACAAUUGAUUUGCAUGUUCAUAGUAUCUGGCCUUAUUAAUUAUACGUAUGAUUGGUUUUUGUAGAAGGACUACAGUAUUUAUUGUUGUUUUGAACGUCAUGGACUGGUUUAGUCCUUCAGGUUUUAAUAGAAAUCUGAGAAACCAUCAUCACAUGGUGAUCGGUCAUCGUCACCACCGUAUUUUCUUCCUAGACUUUGAGAAUCAGCUGUGCUUGUCCUUCCCUUCAGGUCCCAUCAUGAGCUCCAGGAGGACAUCUAGUGGUCUGACAGUAGAACUACAGCAGAAUACACACACACACACACACACACACACACACACACACACACACACACAGAUCAGCCAUUACACUUAAACUCACAUUCACACCACAAACAUCACCCACAAACACCUUCAUGAAGUCACAUCUACAUUAAACACACACCAUAUGAGAUGUGGGAUGCAGGUCUUGGUCCAAAACCCUGAGUCUGGUUUAUCUCUGAACCGCUGGUCCACAUCUGACUCUUCUCCAUCAUAUAACCACGUCUCAAACUCUGCUGUUUUCAGUGUUUGUUGUGUGACUGAUGUGGAUUCAGCAGAAUGGAUCAGUGUGAGGACAGAGAGGAGGGAGCCCCUCCCCCAAAGACCACUGACAGGACCCUCCCAGGACCUGGACCUGUCAGAUCCCCCAAAGCUCAGAGAGUGGAGCAGCAGAGCUCAGAGGUUCCCACUGGUCUACAGGAUCAGACUCAGCUGGACUCCAUAUUUGAGGAAACACAGAAGGCUCCACUUAAAGAAAGUCUGUUGAAUAUUCUGGACAAUUUGGUCAACAGCGAUUUUAAAAAGUUCAAGUGGUUCUUGGAAAAUGAAAAACCACCAAUCCCAGUGAGUCGACUGGAGAACGCAGACCGGAUGGACACAGUGGAUCUGAUGGUCCAGACCUACUACACAAAUACUCAGAGAGUCACUGUAAGGGUUCUGGAGAAGAUGAACAGUACCGAUCUGGUGCAGAAACUUUCACAAGACAUCCCAGUGUCUAAAGAGAGCAUUGACCAGUGUCGGCGAAAACUGAAGGUUAAGCUGAAGCGGAAGUUUGAGUGUGUGUUUGAGGGCAUCGCUAAAGAAGGACUCCCCAAAACCCUCCUGAACCAGAUCUACACAGAGCUCUACAUCACAGAGGGAGGGGCUACAGAGGUCAACCAGGACCAUGAGGUCAGACAGAUUGAAAAAGCAUCCAGGAACCCACACAGACCACAAACAAUCAUCACAUGUGAAGACAUCUUUAAAACACCACCUGACAGUGCUCAACCAAUCAGAACAGUGCUGACAAAGGGUGUGGCCGGCAUCGGGAAAACAGUCUUAACACAGAAGUUCAGUCUGGACUGGGCUGAAGACAAAGCCAACCAGGAUAUCCACUUCAUAUUUCCAUUCACCUUCAGAGAGCUGAAUGUGCUGAAACAGAAGAAGUUCAGCUUGGUGGAACUGGUUCAUCACUUCUUCACUGAAACCAGAGAAGCAGGAAUCUGGAUCUUUGAAGACCUCCAGGUGGUGUUCAUCUUAGACGGUCUGGAUGAGUGUCGACCUCCUCUGGACCUCAACAACACUCAGAUCCUGACUGAUGUUACAGAGUCCACCUCAGUGGAUGUGCUGCUGAUGAACCUCAUCAGGGGGAACCUGCUUCCCUCUGCUCGCCUCUGGAUAACCACACGACCUGCAGCAGCCAAUCAGAUCCCUACUGAAUAUCGUGGCAUGGUGACAGAGGUCAGAGGGUUCACUGACCCACAGAAGGAGGAGUACUUCAGGAAGAGGUUCACAGAUGAAGAACAGACCAACACAAUCAUCUCCCACAUCAAGACAUCACGAAGCGUCCACAUCAUGUGUCACAUCCCAGUCUUCUGCUGGAUCACUGCUACAGUUCUGGAGGACAUGUUGAAGACCACAGACAGAAGACAACUGCCCAAGACCCUGACUGAGAUGUACAUCCACUUCCUGGUGGUUCAGGCCAAACUGAAGAGCAUCAAGUACGAUGGAAGAUCUGGGACAGAUUCACCCUGGAGUCCAGAGACCAGGAAGAUGAUUGAGUCUCUGGGAAAACUGGCCUUUGAGCAGCUGAAGAAAGGAAACCUGAUCUUCUAUGAAUCAGACCUGACAGAGUGUGGCAUCGAUAUCAGCUCAGCCUCAGUGUACUCAGGAGUGUUCACAGAGGUCUUCAAAGAGGAGAGAGGACUGUACCAGGACAAGAGGUUCUGCUUCAUCCAUCUGAGUGUCCAGGAGUUUCUGGCUGCUCUUCAUGUCCAUCAGACCUUCAUCAACACUGGAGUCAAUCUGCUGUCAGGACAAACAUCUGUUUGGUCUAAACUAUUCAUGGACAAAUCUGUCCAGUUCUACCAGACCGCUGUGGACCAGGCCUUACAGAGUCCAAAUGGACACUUGGACCUGAUCCUCCGCUUCCUCCUGGGUCUAUCACUGCCGACCAAUCAGGGUCUCCUACACAGUCUGGUGAAACCAACAGGAAGCAGCUCAGAGACCAACCAGAAAACUGUUGAGUACAUCAAGAAAAAGAUCAGUGAGAAUGUGUCUACAGAGAGAAGCAUCAACCUGUUCCACUGUCUGAAUGAACUGGAGGAUGGAUCUCUGGUGGAUCAGAUCCAACAGAACCUGAGAUCAGGACGUCUGUCCACAGAACAGCUGUCUCCUGCUGAAUGGUCAGCUCUGGCCUUCAUCUUACUGUCAUCAGAAAAAGACCUGGAUGUGUUUGACCUGAAGGAAUACUCUGGUUCAGAGGAGGCUCUUCUGAGGCUGCUGCCAGUGGUCAAAGCCUCCAACAAAGCUCUAUUCAGUGGCUGUAACCUGUCAGAGAGAAGCUGUGAAGCUCUGUCCUCAGUUCUCAGAUCCCAGUCCUGUAGUCUGACACUUCUGGAUCUGAGCAACCAUGACCUGAAGGAUUCAGGAGUGAAGAUCCUGUCAGAUGGACUGAAGAGUCCAGGAUGCAGACUGGACACUCUCAGACUCAGUGGCUGUAACCUGUCAGAGAGAAGCUGUGAAGCUCUGUCCUCAGUUCUCAGAUCCCAGUCCUGUAGUCUGACACUUCUGGAUCUGAGCAACAACGACCUGAAGGAUUCAGGAGUGAAGAUACUGUCAGAUGGACUGAAGAGUCCAGGAUGCAGACUGGACACUCUCAGACUCAGUGGCUGUAACCUGUCAGAGAGAAGCUGUGAAGCUCUGCCCUCAGUUCUCAGAUCCCAGUCCUGUAGUCUGAUGAAUCUGGAUCUGAGUAAGAAUGACCUGAAGGAUUCAGGAGUGAGGAUCCUGUCAGAUGGACUGAAGAGUCCAGGAUGCAGACUGGACACUCUCAGACUGUCAGGAUGUCUGAUCACAGAGGAAGGAUGUUCUUCUCUGGUCUCAGCCCUACAGUCCAAUCCAUCCCAUCUCAGACUGCUAGACCUGAGCUACAACCAUCCAGGAGCCUCAGGACAGGAGCUGUCUGCUCUAGUGGAGGAUCCACACUGGAGACUGGAC